AUGAAAAUUUAUCAGAAAAGAAAAAUUAUUUUUGUGCAAAAUUUAUUCCUAAAAAUCACCUUGAUAUACGAUAUAUUGUCAACUCCUGGAGUUGGUUGAUGAGAAAAGAGAUGAUGGGUCCAAUUAAUGUGGUCUUGUGCCGAGAGAAGCAUGACUUUUAGUGAUUUCUAAAUCCUUUUGGUUGUGUAAAAAAGUGCAAAAAAUCUUUGACUGCUGGUCAGCCUGUUCAGUGAAGUUGAGUCAGUCUCAAUCAAUAUCUAGUGAAAGAUGAAACAUCUCAUGCAUAUGACACUAGUGACUGUGGUAUUUGCCGUACUGCCACUGACUUAUACAUCUCUUGCGAGUGAAACUGAAAGCGAUAUAGGGCAUUUUUGGCAGAUAUCAGAUAUCCAUCUUGACCUCGACUACAGCACGGAUGGCGAUCCAGAAAAUAGUUGUCAUAAAGAUAUAUUUCCUAAAAACCUCACCAAACUUGGUGAGUUUGGUUACCCGACCUGCAGUUCCCCAUGGAUUCUGGUUCAGGGUGCCGUAGAUGCAAUGAAAACAAUCAAGGCAAAACCUGAUUUCGUCCUGUGGACCGGUGAUACCUCUCCAAAACUUCCAAAGGAGCAACUCUCACAGAAAAAGAUUCUAGAUUUGAUACAGAGAGUGACCGUCCUCUUAAACACAACAUUCCCUGGAAUCUAUCUCUUUCCCGUCCUUGGAAAUCAUGAUGUUUAUCCUGUCCAUCAAAUGCCCCCUAGUAGCAAGAGCACAUACUAUGAAAGCGUACUCAAAGAUGGGAAGUGGACAUCACUCUUAUCAGAGAAGGAGCAGGAAACAUUUGUAAAAGGUGGCUACUACAGCAGAAUGAUCAAACCAGGCCUGACUGUUGCAGUACUCAACACCAAUCUGUACUAUUACAGAAAUGAAUUGACCAAGGAUCUGAAUGACCCAGCGGCACAGUUUGACUGGCUGAGAAAGCUCUUGCAGGCAGAGAAGAGUGUUUCUCACUCAGUUUUGGUAGUUGGCCAUGUUCCACCUGGGUCAUCAGAACUACUUAGCUCCAUCAACUGGUUCUAUCCCAAGUUCAACGAGAACUACUUGAAAGUUCUCAAGGAUUAUUCAUCAACAGUUAAGGCGCAGAUCUUUGCUCACGAACAUGAAGACACUUAUAGGUUGCUCACAAGUGAUAAAGGGUCCAUUUUUGGCAGUGCCUUUAUCCAGUCAUCUGUAACUCCUUUCAUGGGGAUGGAGAAGGCUGUGAAUCCAAGUAUCCGCUUGUAUGAGUAUGACCGCGACUCGGGGAAAAUCAUCGACUUCUGCGAGUAUUUUCUCGACUUCAUGCAGGCUAAUAAACUGAAGAAAGCAGAAUGGAAGCUGCGUUACCAAGCGACGAAAGAAUAUGGAAUACCUGACCUUUCGUUUGAUUCGUUAAGAAAACUGACUGACUCGUUUAGUGAUGAUAAGAGUGAAAAUUUCAAGAAAUAUUUUGCGAAUUUAGACAGUGGGUAUUUGAAGGCGACUUGUGAUGCAGAUUGUAAGAAGUUACAGUUGUGUGCAAUAGAACAUGUAGGUUAUUCCAGUUAUAAUGCCUGUCUUUCCAAGGAGGAGAAACUCACAAUAGAUCCAAACACUGUGGAAACUUCCCUAGAUGUAAAUAGUACAAUUACUGACCCGAGUUAUAAUUUUUCAUCACAUCCGCCCGUCAAUAGUGCAAAAUCGCAUCAUCAUCACCCUAUGCCUAUUUAUAUCUUUUAUAUCUUGGCGACGUUAUCCGCACUAGCAAUUGUCUUCUUCAUGGCAAGCGCCAUUAUCUGUUUGAGAAGGAAACGUGAGCCAAGAUAUGUUAGGGUGGUGAGUUUGGCUGAUAUGUCUGCUGGGUAUCAAUGAGGUGUUCAUGUCAAAAGUUUAAAGUCCCAAAAAGCCUUUGGAGAGAAACAUACAAGUUUAGAUACAAUAAUUUUGCGUCCGGCCCAUGUGUUGUCCUCCUUCGUUGGUGUGAUUGAGGAUAUCUGGGACUAUAAACAUAGAAAUAAGCUGGUUACUUCAUCAUAAGUCAAAGUGGCUAUAUAAAUCCUGAACCUGUGUUUUUAGAAGACUUUCAUUCUGUGUUGUGGCAUUUGAGCAGAGUUGCACAGAUCUCAGAGUCUUGCAGGUUCAGUCUUCUCAGGAGUUUGUGGAGGUGGCAGAGAUGCUUCGUAAUGAAGCCUACCACUUUCACUUGGACAAGGGUAGAAAUUAAAAUAAAUAAAUAUCGACUCUUUGUAGAGGUUAUUAGUGAAAGAGUGAAUGCCUUUCUAGGUAACUUUAAACCCAAUGGAUCUUUGUAUGUUACAAGUGAUACAAAGUGAUAAUACAUGUGUAAAGUGGAAAAAUGUGUGCUAUUGUCAGAUAAACCUUAACGUGUGAGAAAAUCAGAAUGUUUACUGUGAUAUUGUUUGUACAGUAUUCUUUGAAUAUUUAUGUAACUGAAAUAAUUUAUCAUUUAUCAUUUCAUUCACUUGUUCUGAAUAUUGAAAGAUGCUAGCAUACAUGGAGCUGAUUUAGCUUGUCUUCUAAGUCAGUAUCUGAGCCGUGGCUAUUCUGAGAUGAAAUUAGCCAGUGACACUGUAUUUUUUGGAACAACACAUGUAUGCAGUUGCUCUGUCACUAGGAACCUGCAGGUUAAGUUUCACGAAUGAAUAACCUAGCAAUGACAGGCCAGCUCAGUGAGUUGGGAAACUGAUUCUCAAGGCCAGUGUGCGUCUAUACAUUGUACAUGUAGUUUUCUUAUACGGGUCAUGUAGUUGGAAACUGGCAGAGCCAGAAAAUGAUUUUGGUUUUGAAUUUCAUUUGUAACUCUCUUCUCUGUUUAAAAUUGUAUUAGAAAAUACGAGUAUAGAUAAUAUAUUGAU
Molecule: messenger RNA, 2876 nt
Organism: Lineus longissimus
Lineage: Eukaryota; Metazoa; Nemertea; Pilidiophora; Heteronemertea; Lineidae
Product: acid sphingomyelinase-like phosphodiesterase 3b
Exons: 6
Coding region: 268-1872 (534 amino acids)
Molecular function (GO): phosphoric diester hydrolase activity
Source: RefSeq, a predicted model, not a curated record